UUUAAAUAAGAGUUGUGAAAAGCUAUCAAAUGUAUUUUAUAUAUUAAUAUUUAUAAAAUCUAAACUAUUUUCUUUAAAAUUCUCUUUUCUCUUUCUUUAUUUAUUCAAUAUAACCUAUUCAGUAUUAAAUACGGCAUUACAAUAAGAUACAACUACUUUAUUAUUAUUUAUUAAUUAUUAGCAUGGAAGAUACAAGAGAAAUUGCAAUCAGCAAACUUUCUAAAGCCUCUAUUGAUGCUCAAUUAAAUACAGGUGUUCAAUCCCAACUGGAUCAUGUUCAAGAAGGAUUAGAAACAUUAUCAAUUUCAGAUCGUAAUAUAAAUCGUGUUAAAGAAAACAUGCGAAACAUUGAUAAGCUAUGUUAUGCUGCUCAAUCUAUGAUUAAAGACUUUCCUAAAAUUAACAUGAUAUCCCAAGUCCAUCAAAAUUUUGUAGCAACGCAAGCAAAAGUUCAAGCAUUUCAAGAAUUGUAUCAACAAUUAGAUAGCUUAGAAGAAACAUUUGCACCUAUGCAAAAUGAUAUUUUUCAUCCUCAUGAUGCUUUACUUCAUCUCCAUUAUCAUCUUUUUAAACUUGAAGAAUUCCGUGACAAGACAAUGCAUCAGGCUCGUGAUUCACCCCAAGAUGUGAACAUUACUCUAAGAACCUAUUUCAGACGGGUUGAUGUUCUCUCUGAUGACUUUACACAUCAUCUUUGGCUAUUGGCACGAAACUUGAUCCCUUUAGUAGAGAACGGUUGUAGUUCAACUAUAGUUAAACUUAUUAAAAUUAUUGAAUGUGAAGAAGCAGCUGAUGAAAAGGCACUUGCUGCAAAACAGGCUCAAUCGAAUCAUCAGGGACUUCAAGAAAGUGGAGCACAUCGAAAAUGGAGGCUAGCAGAGGGAAAUCCACUUGAAUUUUUUGAACAACUUCAUCAAUCACUUAGAGAACGCUUUGAAGAUUAUCAUCGUCAUACUUAUGAUCUUUUGAAUGAUAUUGUGCAGCAAGAUCUUGAUGCAGGGACCAUCUUGAGGUUAUUACGAUUUGUAAGAGAUUAUUAUGCAACAAUGAGCACUAGAUUAGGUGUAACAGAAGAAUUACUAGAACCUCAAUUAUUAGAUGGUCAGGAACAGUCACUUGUGGAUGAAUAUCUCAAGUUGGUUCGUAGAAAGCUUGUAGAAUGGACUUCGAAUUUAAUGCAAUCUGAGGCUAAUAAGUUUGUUACCAGAGAGGAUCCACCCGAGAUAUCUCCUGACGGUCAAUUUGGUCUUUCAGGAGCAGUUGAUUUAUUCCAAAUUAUUAAUCAACAAAUCGAUGUAGCUGCUGAGGCGAAUCAGGGUAAACUACUUUAUUUAGUUGUGAAUGAAUGUCAUAAGGUGAUGAAAGAUUCUCAAGCGUUUUGGAAAAGACUUUUGAUGUCAGAAUUACAAAAGCAAUUAGAGCAACCGAAGGACGUCCCUCUAGGUCUUGUAGAAUAUGUGAUGGCCUUAGCAAAUGAUCAAAUUAAAUGCUCUGACUUUGCUAAUGAUAUUUUAGCUCCGUGUACCACCUAUUGUAGAUGCCAACUACAAGACUCAACCUAUCCUGAUGUACCUAUUGCCUUUAUUGAAACCAUCUUGAGUAAGCGUGAUGACUUGGAUCGAGCUGCAUUAAAGGAUAUUAUGGAAGGCAUUAAGGUAAAGGCACGUGAAUAUGAGCCUGAUACAAAUACCCACCUACAAUAUUCA
Cokeromyces recurvatus is the source of this 1706-nucleotide messenger RNA. Its product is annotated as exocyst complex component Sec6-domain-containing protein. Gene Ontology annotation, cellular component: exocyst. Gene Ontology annotation, biological process: exocytosis; exocyst localization. The record is from RefSeq and is a predicted model, not a curated record. Lineage: Eukaryota; Fungi; Mucoromycota; Mucoromycetes; Mucorales; Mucoraceae. The annotation marks the transcript as partial. Gene Ontology annotation, molecular function: SNARE binding. The transcript has 6 exons.